GUUGAUUUCAUACUGGGUAGUUGGGUUCACUGCAACUUGCCCACAGGUGGAGCCUUGAACAUUACAAGCCUCUCCGCCUAUUUGAGACCUUCAACUGAUGCACCAAACUUCUUAAUCGAAGUCAUCCGCAGCAGUCCAACAUCUCUCAUCCUCAUUCUUGAUCUACCUCCACGAAAGGACCUCGUCCAACAUCCUGAUUACCUUAAAACCUUUUACGAGGAAACACAAUUAGACGAACAGAGACAACUUCUCGAGAAGCUACCUGAGGUGAAGCCUUACUUCUCUUCAUCUCUAUAUAUCCGAGCUGUUGUCUCUCCGUCAGCUAUCUUGGUUUCCAUAGAAACCGAAGCUUCUCAGGCCGUUCGCAUUGAUGAGAUUAUUCAGGACCACAUAAGUCCUGUUGCUAAGGUAAUGUUGGAGACAUGGUUGGAUCUGUGUGCUUGUGCUGAGAGAAAAUUGACAGAGGAUGAAAGUACAGCUUUGGCAAAGAGGGAUAAAAUAAUUAAGAAUAAGACAAUUGAGAUAGAUCUUGAAUCAAGCUUCCCUAGGCUUUUUGGUCAAGAAGUAGCAAACAAGGUUUUAGUAGUACUAAGGGAAAUCUACAAUGCUUGAAUCUCUUACUUAUGCAGCUGUUGAUUAAUACAGAAAGGUGAUUAUUGUAUGUAAUCUUGUUAAUUCUUCAAAUAUCAGAAAAGGCAAAUUGAAAGUAAUUAUAAAAGUUGCAUUCUUCUGCUCCUC
This is a messenger RNA of Nicotiana tabacum (common tobacco), 738 nucleotides long. The record is from RefSeq and is a predicted model, not a curated record. NCBI's taxonomy places the organism in Eukaryota, Viridiplantae, Streptophyta, Magnoliopsida, Solanales, Solanaceae.